UUUGAUAUCUUUAGGUUAUUCUUUCUGAGUAACUUCUUUAAGUUAUUUUUUAACUAUAAGAAUUCGGUUGCAGCUUUCAUCUUGCUCCAUAAUAUCCGCUUACACCAUUACAGCAUCAAGAGAAGGCCAGUUACUUUUUUUCAGCCUUCAACCCCUUUCUCACCUCAACCCCUUUCUCACCUCAAGACUCUGAAACAAGAGAGCACAGCAUUCAUCAGAGUUGGGCAUUCGUCUUCUUCUAAUCGUCAUCGUCAGUCUUCUACAACUACAGGUCCUUGCCAUCAGUUCAUGUUCGGAGCCUAGGUUAGACAAAUUUAUUGUUAAAAAGUGAUCUUCAGAUAGCUUCAAAUUCUGGUGAACAUAUAGGACUUGGGGGGAAAACACGCAAUUUGGACCCUGUGAAGAUAGAGUUUUAAGUGCAAUCAGCAACAGAGCACUCAAGUCAGCAGCAAUUAGGAAUUAUACAAGACGAUGUUCCCAUUCAUUAAAUAGUUUCAGCAUCUGCUGAAGCGAGUUCUUUGAAACAAGACAACCAAGCUUCACUUUGUACCAAUGAGAUGAACUCUGAUCUAGAUAAACGAUUUGAUGCACAUGAUGAACAAGGCGAUAACGAGUGGAACCCAGUACUGCAAAGAGCAAGACUAAGAAAAACAGUCCCAAGGUGCAGUGAUGAUCUUUCAGAACUUCUUACCCGAGAAAAUGACAAUCUUGCAAAACUGCCCCCUCCUACCAGCCAAAAUGUGUCUCAGAUUGACCUGGAUUUGGAGCUUAAACUACCUUGUGGGCCACAACCCAGUUUUAAUUGGUUAUUCAAUGAUCCUGAUGACAAAAACACCGAUGAAGAAAUGGUUGACUUAAGUCUUUCCUUGGUGGGCAAUUGCAUAACACCUGAAUUAAGUAGUGAAGGAAUUCAAGAGAAGACAGCACCAAGGUUUGACUCUGAGGCUUCGACCAAUCCUGUGCAUUUAAGUUCUAAAGCAGUUGAAGGAGGAUCCGGUGACUGGACUUUAGUUCGAUCGCAAGAGCAUCAUAAGGUUAAAGACACUCACAACAAAUUUGAGAGUACAUGUGGCAAUGAGGUCGAAAAAACUUGCAAUAGAUUUGUGAUAGAUUUGAACUUUCUACCUGUUGAUUGUGAUGAUGGCUGUCGAACUCCUACUGAUUCACGCAAGCCAUUUGAAGAAAAUGAAAUCCUAACACGAGUUGAACCUGAACUCAUUUCUCCAAAUCACUGUGUUGAUACUAGAGAUCAAGAUAAUCUACUGGGAAAAAGCUCUUCCUUGUCAAAAGAUGUCGCAGCAAACUCAGUUUUAAUUGCAGAAUUCAUAAAGCCAGAGCAGAAAGGAUUGAAUUUCGCCAAGGAUGUCACUGGCAUUGAUGGAUUGGAAUCGGAGGCUUCUCAAAGUAAUAGGCCUGCAAUCAUUGAUGCUUUAUCCGAGCAUGAUUUUAAAGCUGCUGCUGUGAUGAAUGGCAAUGCUUCUACUUCACAGAAAGUCAUUAUUGAUGAGGUAGACGUGGCAUUUUAUGGAAAUGAGUCAGGUAGUUCUCAACAUCUGGUUGGGAAAGAGAUAAUAGAACAAGUAUCUCGUAAUGAUGAGUGGGGUACUUCUCAUCACGAUUAUGGUGAGUUGAAUAAUACUGAAAUUGAAUAUCAAGGGAGGGAAAUUCGAGAAAGAAGGCAAGAAGUUGAGUUACAUGGCACAAAACAUGAAAAUUCCAUUCUUACGAGUGUCUCUACCAUAAUGCUAGAAUCGAUUCAGAAGCUCGAAGGAUGCGAUGAGAUGAGGAAAUCAGAAGUUACCAUGUCAGACAAUGUGCAACCUUCAUCUCUUAAUACUUCAACAACUUCGAGAAAUUGGCCGUCUAAAGCUACUGAAACAAAAUCAGGCUUCAGCAGAAAUACUAUCAAAGCAACUGACAAGGGCACAAAGGAAUGUUGGGACACAUCAAUAACUUCCGAAAAUAAACUGUUGAAAGCUACUGAAACAAAAUCAGGCGUCAGCAAACUUACUAUUGAGUCAGCUGAAGAGGGCAAUAGAAAGCAGUGUCAGGGUGCAUCAAUGACUUCCAAAAAUAGGCCAUUAAAAGCUACUGAAACAAAAUCAGGCUUCGACAGAGAUUCUAUUCAAGCAACUGAAAACAGCAGUACGAAGCACCGUCAGGUUGCAUCAAUAACUUUCAAAAAAAGGGUCGACUCACCAAAGGAAAGUCUCUCCCCCGGGUUAGACUGCUCAGACAGUCUUUCCGCUGAAGGAGAAGGCUUUAAUCCAACUAAACUCGUCAACCGAGUUGAAAGCCCCAACAAGCCCACGUCUAAGCAAAAGACAUCGGGCCACAAGAGACCUAUUGCCGCGAUGACGGAUGAUGAUGCCGCUGCAAAAGCCUUAAAACAUGCCCAGAAGAACGCUGCUCGUCGAAGAAGAAGGUCCCAGCGACGGGCACAACUCCGAGAAAGCCGACCCUCCAACCAACGCGAGCUUCGCAUUCGUGAGCCUAAACGCGACCCUGAGCUCUGCGUUUCUACUUUAGAGCACAAGCCUCGCGUUUAUGAGCCCAAAGCUACUGAAACCAAACCAAGCUUCAGCAAAGAUACUGUUGGAUCAACUGAGAAAGGAAAUACAAAGGAGCUUCAAGGUGCAUCAAUAAGUUUCAAAAACUGGCUACUGAAAUCUACUGAAGGAAAACCAGGCUCCAGCGAAGAUACCAUUGCAGCAGCUGACAAAGGCAAGACAGAGGAGGGUAGGAGAGCAUCAAUAACUACUACGAAAAAUAGGCCGCUAAAAGCUAUUGAAACAAAAUCAGGCUUCAGCAAAGUUACUCCUGAAGCAACUGAAAAAGGCACGGUGGAGGAGGUUUGGCGUGCAUCAGUAACAUCUAAAAGCAGGCCUUUGGAAGCUACUGAAACGCAAUCUUGCUCCAGCAGAGAUACUACUGAAGCAACUGAAAAGGGCAAUACAAAUUCUGGCCUUGACGAAGACAUCAUAAAAGAAACUGAAGAAAGUGACAUAAAGCAGCAGGGCUGGGGAAAUUUGGAAACAAAAUCGAGCUUCAACAAAGAACCUUCUGAAGCGACCAAGAAACAUAGGAAUGAAGAUGGCAGGAAAAUGAACUCAGCUAACCGACAUGAAGGUCCCUGUAAACGUAGCAGGAUCAUAAGGUUGAACGCUGUUUCUAAUAAAUCAUCCUCUCAAGAAGAGGAAAAACAAAAUCAUGGCCAUAUCAUAAAGUUGAACACUGUUUCCAAUAGUUCAUGUUCGUCUAGUAUUCAGACUCGUGGUAAGAUCAUAAAGUUGAACAGUGUUUCUGACAAAUCCUUCAGAGAUGGCAAGCUUAGUCAACAGCCACAUAAACAUGCAAAAAUCAGCAAGCGAGCUAAUCAGUCAGGCAUGCAAAGAUCUGAUUACACUUGGGUGAGAAAGGAUGAGAACAUGUCGGGUGAUACUUUACCUAAUAAUCAGGAACUUCUCCUACCCGAAAGCUUCCAGGAGCAUAUAGAUUCUAUGCCUUCAUCUCAAAGGAAGCUCCUCAAUACUGGUGAAGGACAAAUAGUAUCCUCAAGCAGUCAAAUGAACGACCACAUUAUGAGGAAAGUUAGCCCCAGUGGAAAACACACUGUAAGGAAUAACCCUGAUUUUCAAAUGCCACAAGCUCAUGAAGGCAGGGUUGUGUUUAGGGUUUCACCGGUUCUUCCUCAAUUUUCAGUGGAUCGUCAGGGAACUGAGCGUGAGCCAACUAAUACCAUUCAGAAUGAUGCUACUAACUAUUGUAGCUUCAGGUCUUCACCAAGAUAUUUGCAUAGCACGGACUCUGUAAUGUAUGUCCCUAUGCUCGAUAACGCCCAGGAGAUCAAUGAGAUCAGCAAUCCUGUUGUAUUGCAGUACUCAAUGCCAUUUCCAACUAUAGAAAGGGAUGUUAAUAAAAAAAGGCUGCACUUUGAUCCUCAACAAAAUGAAGAAGACAAUCACGAUGCUCAGCAAACUAAUGCUGUUGCUGUUGCUGGUGAGAGACGUCGUGAUGUUUGGAAUUAUCCUCAAACAGUACACGAUGAAUCUUCUAACAAGCCAUACUAUGGUGUACAAAGUGCUCCUCAAAGGUAUGUUCUAUAUGGCCCUAGUUUGCAGCAAAGCUUGCUUGAGGAGGGAAUCUCUGACAAAAACAUCAGAAGCCAACUUGGAGAUGCCUCAGAUGGUGACCCAACAUUUUCAGGAGAAAUCAGCAAGGAAACCCUAGGCGCUGAAUUUUACGAUAACACUAGAGCAUUCAGAGGAAGCGUCAAAAAGCGACUUGGUCCACGAGUUAACACAUCAAAUAGGGGAAGAGGAGCCUCAUCAAAUAGGGGAAGAUGCGGAAAAGGGGGAAGAGGCAGGAGAGGGGGAAGAAGCGGGAGGUUCCUUGGUCAAAAAGAAUGCUGUGAUCCCGAAUUUAGCGACACCAAGGUGAAAAGAAGAAAGUAUACUCCCAUAUAUUAUGACUGUUAGUUGUUUUAUGUUUGCUAGUGUCUCACUGAAGGUGGUGGUAGUUAUAACUGAGACAAGGGACUGCUCGAUGAUUUCUUCUUCUGAACUGGGCAGAAUUGGCCACAUAGAGGCUUAGAUUUCCUAUAUAGGUUGUCAAUAUCUGAAAACGAACACUGUAGAGUUAGUCGAUUUACUCUGCUUGAAGGAGAGACCCUUUCCACUUGAAAGACCUAGCACGCAAACUUCUGAAUACUUCAGGUUUUAUUUGGACCUGAAUCGAUCAUACGGUGCUGCUUUGUAUUUGUUGUUGGGUAUUUGUGCAAGUGAUAUCUCUUCGACGGAGUACUAAAAAGGAGCAUCAAUGUUUUCGUUUAUAAAACUAUGCAUGGGAUUUUGCAGCACUUAUUCUUUGAGUGCCUACCUCAUCCUCUCAAUUUCGAUAUACUUUGAAAUGGAGUUCAAGCCUACGCCCUGACCGAUGACAAUUGAAGAGGUUAGAUUUCUUGGUGUUUGAAUGCGUCUCCAUAAAUAAGAGGGAUGAAGUGCAACCUUUGCAACUUGCUGGCUCAUUUGGAAAGAGGGCAAAGGGUUAUGUUUUCAACUUCAAGAGAAAACUGAUGAAGAAGGCAUUAGGAGGAGAGAAAAACUAGGGAAGAUCAUCAGCAUGUUCGAAGUUAUGACUUGAUACCCGAGUAAAUUUCUAGUUCUUUUUUUUUCCUUUUUCAUUUCAUUUAGUGGCUAUCUUUUUGCAGGGUGCCUAGGGUAUUUAUUGACUUGCAUCUAUAGAUAUUUCUGACUCUGAAAAUAUUAGUUUUGUUUAUUACGGUAAAUGUCAGUCUCGGUCCUCUUCCUGGAAAAUUUUGUUAAUUGACAAUGGCACAGCAAUGACAGGUAUAACGAGCAUCAAGCCUGUGUAAACCAUUUUCAGUUUGCAUGUAUCAAUACUCAUGACUGCAUUAUAUACCAAAAAAACAACUCAGACAUGCACAAUUACAAA
Molecule: messenger RNA, 5454 nt
Organism: Asparagus officinalis (garden asparagus)
Lineage: Eukaryota; Viridiplantae; Streptophyta; Magnoliopsida; Asparagales; Asparagaceae
Exons: 2
Coding region: 558-4478 (1306 amino acids)
Source: RefSeq, a predicted model, not a curated record